This is a messenger RNA of Scatophagus argus, 3391 nucleotides long. RefSeq names its product guanine nucleotide binding protein (G protein), beta 5a (gene gnb5a). The coding region runs from base 1358 to 2263 and encodes 301 amino acids. The transcript is spliced from 11 exons. Gene Ontology annotation, biological process: G protein-coupled receptor signaling pathway; G protein-coupled dopamine receptor signaling pathway. Gene Ontology annotation, cellular component: heterotrimeric G-protein complex; cytoplasm. The record is from RefSeq and is a predicted model, not a curated record. Gene Ontology annotation, molecular function: protein binding; signaling receptor complex adaptor activity. NCBI's taxonomy places the organism in Eukaryota, Metazoa, Chordata, Actinopteri, Scatophagidae.
AUCUGCUACGCUCCAGUACCACCGAAAAAAUUAAAUUUAAACAUAAACUUAUAAAGACAACUGAGAAAGACUGAACACAAAUGCCCCAAAAAGAAAAUCAUACCCUGCAGAUUACAAGCUGCAAGUAGUGAGAUAUGCAGCCGAAAACGGUAAUGGAGCAGCUGAAAGAAAGUUUGUAGUUAGCGAGAAAAUUGUGAGGGACUGGCAAAAAGCGGAGGAUACUCUAACUGCAAUGAAGAAAACCAAAAAAGCUAAUCGUGGGCUAAAAGCUAGGUGGCCACAGCUAGAGGAACAGGGUUUGGUAAACCUAUGUUGUUUAUGUUAUAGCUAUCUGAAUAUCUGUUAUUGUGUUACAUUAACAUACCAGACACCCAUUCAGCCCGUUGUUCUCUAACCUAUUGUUUUGGGUUGUUGGCCAGACAAUUCAUGUAGCAGGUUCCUCACUGUUCAAAUAUUCAGAAUGAUCAUUUGAUGUCUCUGCGUUAUCUGAAAGCAAAGGGUAGCCAGAAAAGUUUUAGAAAACGGUUAAAUCAGUAUCACAUGAUUCUUCUCCUAUUUCAUUCUUACCCGGUGAAUUUCUUCAAGGCUGUACCACCAGCUCAAAGAGUAAAGAGCUGUAAAGAGUGUAUAUUAUGCAUUCAAUGAACACUUCAUUCAAUCAGGUUGUGUAUUCAAAAAUACCACAUGAAUACCACAUACCAAACAAACUCAACAUUCAAGUCUUUUCAUUGCAGCAUUUUAUGAAUCGUGUAUCGUGUUCUUAGUUCUCUUGAUCCCAACAGGUCUGGGGCCGAUCAGGUGGAGCCAAUUCUGUUGUUAUUAGCAGUGGCACUUUUAGCUAAGUUUUCAGUCUCAAUAGGAUGCAAUACAGCACCACGAACAACUCUUAACCUGGCAAGAUCAUCAAGGCCAUCGAAGGCCAUUGUGUAGAAAAGAAUCCUCUUUUUUUUAGUUUAUAUGGUGUUAAAAUAGGGGAAACUGUGAAAAUAAUUUGUAUGCACUUAAAUAAUCACAAAGUGAGAGAGACACACCAAACUCGGAUUCGGGUAAGAUUCCAGGUCCAGCUCGCGCGCCAAACAGCUGCGCGCCUGGCGCGCUCCCGGCGCUGGACAGGGCGCAUUUGGUCGGGUUGGCCGCUUUAUUCACGAAACUAGACCCUCAGUGUCAUCAUGUACGCACAGAGCAGCGAAUAACCACCAUCGACUUCGUGAGGACCAAACGCCAAACCAAACGCUCAGGAUGGACAUAGACACAGUUUCUGAAUUAUGACCCGUUACUGAUAACUUGUUAAAUAAAACACCAGGAAGUUAGCGUUCAUCAGGUGGCUGAGAAGGUGGAGGGGCUGGGUCAGUUCGUCAUGAAGACCCGGAGAACUCUGAAGGGACAUGGCAACAAAGUUCUUUGUAUGGACUGGUGUAAGGACAAGAGGCGGAUUGUCAGCUCCUCACAGGAUGGAAAAGUGAUUGUAUGGGAUGCAUUCACCACCAACAAGGAGCAUGCUGUGACAAUGCCGUGCACCUGGGUGAUGGCCUGUGCCUACGCCCCCUCCGGCUGUGCUGUAGCUUGUGGGGGUCUGGACAACAAAUGUUCAGUGUAUCCUCUGUCUCUGGACAAGAAUGAGAACUUGGCUGCUAAGAAAAAGUCAGUGGCCAUGCACACAAACUACCUGUCUGCUUGUAGCUUCACCAACUCAGAUAUGCAGAUCCUGACGUCCAGCGGGGAUGGAACGUGUGCAUUAUGGGAUGUUGAGAGUGGGCAGCUGUUGCAGAGUUUCCAUGGACACGCCGCAGACGUGCUCUGCCUGGACCUGGCCCCCUCCGAGACCGGAAACACGUUUGUUUCAGGGGGCUGUGAUAAGAAGGCCAAUGUGUGGGACAUGCGUUCGGGGCAGUGUAUUCAGUCCUUUGAAACUCAUGAGUCAGACAUAAAUAGUGUGCGAUACUAUCCCAGUGGAGAUGCAUUUGCAUCUGGCUCAGAUGAUGCUACAUGCCGCCUGUAUGACUUAAGGGCAGACAGAGAAGUUGCCAUUUAUUCCAAAGAGAGCAUCAUAUUUGGGGUCUCCAGUGUUGAUUUCUCCCUAAGCGGACGACUACUGUUUGGUGGCUACAAUGACUACACCAUAAACGUUUGGGAUGUUCUCAAGGGAACACGAGUCUCUAUUCUGUUUGGACACGAGAACCGCGUCAGUACGCUGCGCGUUUCCCCGGAUGGAACGGCCUUCUGCACGGGUUCCUGGGACCACACUCUUCGGAUCUGGGCUUAAGGAUGAAGACACAGAGAAUUAAAUGGUAGACAGAUUUACUGAAGACGCAUUGAUAUUUCUGUUUGCUAGAGUACAAUCACAGAGGUAGAGACUCAGUUUUGGUUGUACAUAGGGCAUAUCAAUAGCAUUGUUUAUACUCCUGUCUCAUGGCUGGGGUGUAUUUACAUAUUUCAGAGAAUAAUUAAACCAAAUGGCACGCUUAUAUUAUAGAAUGAUUGAAAGAAAAUUGCACAGAAGUACUUAUGAUUACAACUUAAGAUGUAAAAUGUAUAUUGCAGAAAAUAACAUUGGUAGUGACUAGCAUCAGUAUAGGAUAGAAGUGACACAAUAAAGUGAUGUAUUGUAUGUGCCCACAUAAAGGACAUUACUUGUUUAUUUAUAUGUUUUUAGCACAAAAUAAUAGAGGAAUGCCAUCUGUUGAGGAAAAUUGGGUGCAAGGAACAUAAUACUCCUGCAGGAGGAGCAGUAAAAUUCACAUGAAGGCAUCAGCUUCUCUUGGCUAGACUUACUCAUGACACAUACUAAGAAAAAGAGAAAGGAGGUUGGGGGUUUGUGGCUUCCCAGUAAAAGAAAUGUUGUGAUGUGAGGGACAGUGAGAAUGAUUAGAUGGGCUUGUAGAAAUGAUUCAGUAUUAGUUUUAAAAUCUAAAAAUAAUAUUAGAUAUAAAGAAGUAUUGGAAAAAAAUAUUAUGAGCAAAAGAACAAAUCUGUUGUUUACUGAAGAUAAAAAUAGACAUCUGAGUAUUUUUAACGUCACACUCUGUGCACCCAUCUAACAGUAGCUCACCUGCCAAUAUUAUUCUAAUGUAAAGAAAGCACAUUCACAAGUAAACUUAAAAUACAUGAUGUUGACUUUACCUCUCAUUUUUGUUUGUUUCCAGCUGUGGAAGCCACUUACUUCUCUAUGUGCACAUUCAGUCACUGCAGACACCUUGAACUUGUGGUCCCCCCUACUAGAUAUAUAAAUAUUAAUAUAAAAAACAUGUUUAAAUUCUUAGAACGUGCUCCUUCCAUGCAGUUGUCCAAUGGCUGUAAUUUCAUAUUUACUGUAAUUAUUUUAUUGUAGUUUAGUGUACAGUUGUACAAGGGACUGUUUAUCAAACAUAAUAAACAGUUUUUUGAAUAUCAU